This is a messenger RNA of Vicia villosa (hairy vetch), 678 nucleotides long. RefSeq names its product protein DEFECTIVE IN MERISTEM SILENCING 3-like. The transcript has 4 exons. The coding region runs from base 85 to 678 and encodes 197 amino acids. Lineage: Eukaryota; Viridiplantae; Streptophyta; Magnoliopsida; Fabales; Fabaceae. The record is from RefSeq and is a predicted model, not a curated record.
GCUCUUGGUGUUGUGGCCACCCUUGCAAAGGUUGAGAAUGAGGAUCUUAGCAGAAUCCUUUCUUAGUACGUGGGUUUGGAGACGAUGCUUGCAAUUGUCUGCACUACAAAUGGAGGAGUUAAAGAACUAGAGAAGUAUGAUCCAGAAGGCACAAUAAACUCUAAUCGUGGUUUGCAUGGAAUUGUAUCUUCAACUGGAAAAGUAAUAAAUGGUCGAUUUGCUGUCAUAUGUCUUGAAGAUUUAAGACCAUUUGUUGGAGAUUUUGUUGACGAAGAUCCACAAAAGAAGUUGGCUAUUCCAAUGCCGAAAUUGCCAAAUGGGGAAUGCCCUCCUGGAUUUCUUGAUUUUGCAGUGAACAUGAUCCAUUUGGAUUCAAAUAGAUUAUCUUUUCUUACUGCAAAUGGGCACGGUCUUAGAGAGACGUUGUUUUAUAGCCUUUUUUCUCACUUACAAAUAUAUAAAACCCGGAAAGAAAUGUUGCUUGCUCUUCCAUGCAUUACUGGUGGAGCAUUGUCAUUAGAUGGUGGAAUGAUCAGGAAAUGCGGUAUCUUUGCUUGUGGUAGUAGAAAUGAUGUAGAAGUAAAGUUUUCUCUAUUAGACAGAGAACCCGAUGUACCUCGAGAUUAUACUGAAGUUGAAGAUAUGGUGAGGAAGCUGAAAUUGGAAACCUUAAUCUAA